Molecule: messenger RNA, 1071 nt
Organism: Durio zibethinus
Lineage: Eukaryota; Viridiplantae; Streptophyta; Magnoliopsida; Malvales; Malvaceae
Product: large ribosomal subunit protein uL30y-like
Biological process (GO): maturation of LSU-rRNA from tricistronic rRNA transcript (SSU-rRNA, 5.8S rRNA, LSU-rRNA)
Cellular component (GO): cytosolic large ribosomal subunit
Molecular function (GO): structural constituent of ribosome; RNA binding
Source: RefSeq, a predicted model, not a curated record
CUAAAAUUUUAUUGGUUUCCUUCUGCCUCCUAUUUAUCACUUGCAAAAACUCUAAAAAUCCUCUUCGGUCGCCGGAUCCGACCCUCCACAGUCCGCUGAGAGAUGGGUGAGGAAGUUAAGGCUGUGAUUCCAGAGUCACUCUUGAAGAAGAGGAAGAGGAAUGAAGAAUGGGAGCUUGCCAAAAAACAGGAGCUUGAAGCUGCCAAGAAGAAGAAAGUGGAGAACCGCAAGCUGAUUUACACUAGGGCUAAGCACUAUGCAAAGGAGUACGAGGCUCAGGAAAGAGAGUUGAUUCGAUUGAAACGGGAGGCAAAGUUGAAAGGAGGAUUCUAUGUGGAUCCAGAAGCCAAGCUGGUGUUUAUUAUUCGAAUCCGUGGUAUCAAUGCCAUGCACCCAAAGACUAGAAAGAUCUUGCAACUCUUGCGUUUGAGACAGAUUUUCAAUGGUGUUUUCCUUAAAGUGAACAAGGCAACGAUGAACAUGCUUCACCGGGUUGAACCUUAUGUGACUUAUGGAUACCCAAAUCUCAAGAGUGUGCGGGAAUUGAUUUACAAAAGAGGUUACGGGAAGUUGAACAAGCAGAGAGUUGCUUUGACUGACAAUGCAGUUGUUGAGCAGGCUUUGGGCAAGUUUGGCAUCAUCUGUGUGGAAGAUCUUAUCCAUGAGAUAAUGACUGUGGGAUCUCGUUUUAAGGAGGCUAACAACUUCCUCUGGCCCUUUAAGCUAAAGGCACCAUUGGGAGGUCUGAAGAAGAAGAGAAACCAUUAUGUUGAAGGAGGAGAUGCAGGCAACCGUGAGAAUUACAUCAACGAGCUAAUUAGGAGGAUGAAUUAAACUUGGUCUUAUUAGUUAAUUUACUGGUUGAGGUAUUUUUAGUUUAUUCAGAAAGGUGUUGAUUUUCUUUUGGAAGUUGGAAACAAUUUUUGUUAAAGCUGGAAGAUUUGUAUGGUGUUACCAUUAUUUUACCUUGUGACUGAACUUUCUCGCAAGUUUUAUUGCAUUCAGAUGGUUAAAUGGUAUUUCGAAACUGCAUCUGCUACUUGCAGGUUGCAGCAUGUUGGUUAUUUCAUA